This is a messenger RNA of Diospyros lotus (date-plum), 2083 nucleotides long. Its product is annotated as pentatricopeptide repeat-containing protein At5g59600. Gene Ontology annotation, molecular function: RNA binding; protein binding. The transcript has a single exon. NCBI's taxonomy places the organism in Eukaryota, Viridiplantae, Streptophyta, Magnoliopsida, Ericales, Ebenaceae. Bases 1 to 1578 code for a protein of 525 amino acids. The record is from RefSeq and is a predicted model, not a curated record. Gene Ontology annotation, biological process: RNA modification.
AUGGCUUUAGAGUCAUCUUCCGACCUUUACACCAAGCUCAUAGAAGUCUAUACUCGGCAUCGGGCGUUGCCAUCAGGGAGGGCAUUACAUGCUCGACUGAUCGUGAAUGGAUUAGCUCGUUUGACCCAUUUCGCCUCCAAGCUCAUAACCUUCUACACAGAAUGCGCACGGUUAUCUGACGCCCGGAAACUGUUCGAUAAAAUUCCCCACGCAAACGUCCGCCGAUGGAUCGUCCUAAUCGGCGCCUACGCCCGCAAUGGCUUUCACCAGGAGGCCAUGGAUGUGUUCUGUGACAUGCAGAGAGAACGUGUAAGCCCCAACAAGUUUGUUCUCCCCAGCAUUCUCAAAGCCUGUGGACAUCUCCCUGAGCAACGCACAGGGGAGAAGAUACAUGCUGUGAUUCUCAAACACAAGUUCCAUUCUGAUGCUUUUGUAAACAGCGCAUUGAUAGAUAUGUAUUCCAAGUGCAGACAAAUUGAAAAGGCCAGGCGGGUGUUUGACCUGAUGGAGGAGAGCGAUGUGGUGGCAUUGAACGCCAUGGUCUCGGGCUAUGUUCAGCACGGCUUUGUUAAGGAAGCGUUGUGUUUGGUUGAGAAGAUGCAAGCAGCGGGAGUGAAGCCCAAUGUCAUAACAUGGAACACACUGAUUGCAGGCUUUUCACAAGCUGCUGAUGAUUCAAUGGUCUCUGAGAUGUUUCAGUUAAUGCAAGCCAGUGGAGUUGAGCCUGAUGUGGUGUCUUGGACAUCAGUCAUUUCCGGGCUUGUACAGAACUUUCAAAAUGACAAGGCUUUUGAUGCAUUUAAGCAGAUGUUGCAGCUUUGCAUCUACCCGAGUUCGGCGACAAUUAGUAGUCUGUUAUCAGCGUGCGCGGCAAUGGCGGAUUUCAGGCGGGGGCGGGAGAUUCAUGGGUAUGCAGUGGUAGCCAGAGUCGAAGAAGAUAUCUUCGUGAGGAGUGCGCUGGUUGACAUGUAUGCAAAAUGUGGCUUUAUAUAUGAAGCAAGCACAUUGUUCUAUAACAUGCCUGAGAGGAACACAGUGACUUGGAAUUCCAUGAUCUUUGGAUAUGCAAAUCAUGGGUAUAGCAACAAAGCAAUCGAGCUUUUCAACCAGAUGUUAGAGGCGGGUGAGAAACUAGAUCACUUGACUUUCACAGCAGCCCUCACUGCAUGUAGCCAUGCAGGAAUGGUUGAAGUGGGAGAGAAACUGUUCCAUGUGAUGCAUUGUAAGUUCGGGAUCAGAGCAAGGUCAGAGCAUUAUGCUUGCAUGGUGGAUCUUCUUGGCAGAGCAGGGAAGCUCAGUGAGGCUUAUGAUUUGAUCAAGAUGAUGCCAAUUGGGGCCGAUUUAUUCGUGUGGGGGGCACUUUUAGGAGCGUGUAGACAGCAUGGGAAUAUAGAUUUGGCUGAAAUAGCAGCUAAGCAUCUGCGCGAAUUUGAGCCGGAUAGCCCGGGGAGCAGUCUGUUGUUGUCGAACUUGUAUGCAGAUGCUGGGAAUUGGGGAAACGUUACGAGAGUGAAGAAGAUGAUGAAGAGGAGGAAGGUCAGGAAGUAUCCAGGAUGCAGUUGGAUUGAAGCCACCUAGUAUGGCUGUAGGAGAAAAGCAAGCUUCCAAGCAAUUCAUCAUCUAGACUAGACCGACCUUGGCUGCAAGAGCAAGAUGAAAUUUUGUUUGCUUGGGAGUUGAAGAAUGAGGAUGUGGAGCAUAGAGGUGAGGACAUGUUGAAUGGAACAAGAAAGGCCUUUGGGUGCCUGGUGGUGACCAUGUUGGGGAACUGCUGCAAGGCUAAGAUGAAUAAAGAGAAAAUUCUCAAAAAGUGCAUUUGAAUGGAGGGUAUCUUCUAACAUAAAAGAGAAGCAUUCAAACAAUUUCCUUUUUGUUUGUUGGAUGCCAACUAUUUUGUUUCCUGGUGAAUUAUCUUCCCAAGUCGCACCAAUUUUUAUUUGUUCGGAUCUCUCCUCCGAAAUGACCUCCAUUUGAUUAUUAUUAUUAUUAUUUUACUUUUUAGUUGGCCAUUCUGUGUAAUUCAUACCAGAAGUCAUCUCUAUACAUAAUAAGUCCGUAUAAUAAUGGAUUAAAACUUGAUUUA